GUUUAUAUGUAUAUGUGACAUUAAAGAAACACCUCGGAAUUAUAAACAAAGUUUCCUUCAAACAGGAAAAGACAAGAUAACAGACAAGAAUGCAAGUCUUUAUUGGACCAUUGGUCAUUAAUUAAAUGCUAAAUCAUUCGUUUAUUAAUAAACUGAAUUAAUUCAACUAUUAGAAAGAAAGAAACAAAACAAGCGGAGACUCUUUCUCCCCGUAAGACCAAAACAAAGUUAAGUUGUUAAUUGAUUCGUCAAUGGCAAAGAAAGCGCUUUUGAUCGGAAUCACCUACCCUGGAACCGCCGUCGAGCUAGGUGGCUGCGUCAACGACGUCCGUCGGAUGCAGAAAUGCCUUAUCGACCGUUACAGAUUUUCUAACAAGGACAUAAGAGUGCUGAUCGACACGGACAAAUCCAGCGUCAAUCCCACCGGCAAGAACAUCCGCGAGGCUCUCAAGAAACUCAUCGCUGAAGGGGAGUCCGGUGAUGUUUUGGUGUUUCAUUACAGUGGACAUGGCACGAGACUCCCAACAGAGCAAGGGUUGUUCGACGCUACAAAUUAUGACGAGUGCAUCACUCCUUGCGAUCUGAAUCUGAUCAUGGACAAUGAGUUUAGAGACAUGGUGGCAGAAGUAAAAGAAGGAUGUCUCUUGACGAUAAUCUCGGCCUCUUGUCAUAGUGGUGGUCUCAUAGAGGAAGCAAAGGAACAGAUCAGGGAGAGCCACGUGAAUAAGCCUAAAUCUGGCGUCCUUAACUUCUUAGCUAGCAUUGUGAGGAGUUUUCUAACGACUUGUGGAAUCUCGAACGAUCCUCAUAGAGAGAGUGGAGGUGGCCACGAUAGUUUCACUAGAGAGACAGAGUUAGAGGACGGUGAGACGGUCGAUAUAAAAACAAGAUAUCUACCUCUAAAUAGCUAUAUAAGUCUUCUCAAGGAACAAACGGGUCAAACCGAUAUCAAUCAUGAGAAAAUCAGAGAGACACUUGUUAAAGUAUUUAGAGAAGACUCGAGUCCGAAUGUGAUGCUCUCCAAUUCAAUGAAAAGAAAUGGUCACAGAGGAUUGAUAAGUAUGUUUUUGGGAAAGCGCGAGGUUAAUGCAAAUGGUGCAAGAUCUGAAGUUAAAAGCAAGCUUCCGAACAACGGUAUUUUGUUAAGUGGAUGUCAAACGGAUCAAAGAUCAGAGGAUGUUUACGUGACAAGAACUGGAAAAGCGUAUGGAGCAUUCAGUGACGCGAUUCAGACAAUAUUGUCGGGGACGAGAAAAGAGAUAGCAAACAUGGAGAUGAUUUUGAGUAGCAAACAAGGAGAUGAUUUUGAGAGCUAGAGAGAUUCUCAAGAGACAGAAUUUUAGUCAACGGCCAGGUUUGUAUUGUCAUGACCGUCAUGUUAAUAAAUCGUUUAUCUACACACAUGGAAUUCUUUAGACACAUUUUUAUGGUAGAAUUUACUUUUGUGUGAUUUAAAAAUGUAAUUGAAAUGUUAUAUAUUUUUUAUUUGGGAUAUGAAUAAGUGUCCUGUUUGGCGAAUAGAUUUGUGAAUAUUGACUUUGUGAGUCGUGAGAUCAGAAUUGAGAUUAUAUGUAAAUGGUAGUUGUUGUAAAUAACACUGCACGUGUAAAUAGGACUGGCUCGAUCGAUUAUAUCUUAUGGUAUUGGGAGGGAUCCACGCGUUCAGUAAUUCGGUUACACUACUUUUGCGGACAUCCGAAAACUCAAAUUCAAAACCAUCAAAAACAUAUUAAAAACAUUAAAUUACUUUUGAAAGUUCAUCGAGAUAGUUUUUCUUCUAGCCAAAUAUUAUAUAGUUUCUUCGUAAUGAGCUUCUCUGCAAUGUCCUCAAUUAGUUUGGGCGGUAGAUCCCCUGAGGCUUCUGCUGCCAAAAUCAGUUCAAAGUGUCCAAAAUGUGAUCUAUGAUUUUCUGUCCCCAAAUAUUAAUAGAUGAUUUUUUUUUUUCAUUUUCUGGUUAUAUUUCAUAUUUUGUUAUCGGCUGAUCGAUAAAUUUGUGCUUUGUGAUCAUACAUAGUUUUCUGGAAUGUUUUUUUUUUUAAUUUUCCACCUUUCUUUGUUGUAAUUGAUCAAUCCGUCUAUGUGUUCUCUCGAUAGGAAUUUAUGUGCGCAUAUAAAUGAAUGUCAGAAACUCAGAUUUUUUGUUUGAGGCGUUGCUAGGCUAAUAACUGAACUUUUUUCAUUGUGUAUAGAUAUAUAGGGAAAAAUUCAGAUUACUGAUAUGUAAUCUAGUACUACAUGUUAUACACAAUGCAUGGCUGCUUGUAUUUUCUUAUUACUUUGGUUUCUUUAAUAGUUCCAUCUCAUGUGAAACUUGUGUCAAGUUGCAGUUUAAACCCAUUUCUUGUUAGUUAGAUAAACUCCCAGCAAAUCAAACCUCACCAGAACUCAAGAUAGAAGAGUACCCUAUUCUCUAGAACUCAAGAAAGCUUCAGCCAUAUCAGGAAAAGCUUCAUCAAAGUCCAGUUUAUCUCAAAAUCAGUAGGAGCAAUCUAUUGUCCACUGGUCCAUAUCUCUUCAUGAGGAAGAACUCCAACAUGGUGUUGUUUCCAGAGUGCAAAAAGGCUAAGGAACAACAUAAGAAGCGCAAUAUGCCAAGAAGAAGUGACUUGAAUCAAGCCAGAAAUGUAAUCAAGGAGUUUGAGCAUCCAUCGAUUCAAGGUCGAACCAUGUAUUCAUCUGUCAUUGGUGGUUCAAAUGAAGAAGGAACAUGGAGCCAACACUGAUGGUCCAGCAACCAUGAGUGACCUACAUUCCCUUAGCCUUUAUCUCAUCAAAGAAGGCUGGUACACACUCUCUUGACCCUAAACCUAUCAUUAUAGAUUCAGGAGCAAGCCAUCACAUGAUUAGUGAUAGGAACUUGAUUAGUGAUGUCCAGCCUGCCUCAGGGAAUGUUCAAAUAGCAAAUGGUGAUAAGAUUAAUAUAGAAGGGAUAGGGAACCUGAGGUUGUUUGAUAGGGAAUCUACUGCCUUGUAUAUGCCUCAGUUUACAUCAAACUUGCUAUCUGUGAGAAAAGCUACUGUUGAUCUGAGUUGUCAGGUUGUUUUCAGACCAGAUGAGGUUGAAUUUCAAGACUUAAAGACAGACCAAGUAAUUGGAAAGGGGCACGUUCACAAUGAACUCUAUCAUCUUCAGAAGACAGAGAUGUCUAGACCUUCCACUUCUCAGUGUUUGGCUAGUACAUCCAGCGGGCUAUGGCCGACUGAAUUUCGACGACUUCAAAUUUUUGAUUUUCGUCGGAAAUUGGUUAGUAAUCCGUCACAAACGUCCGACGACAUUGAGGUCCGUCAGAAUCUCCGUCGGAAUUCGGCGUGUUUUCUUGUAGUGAUGCAAAUUCCUAGGUUCAAUAUUCUAGU
Molecule: messenger RNA, 3354 nt
Organism: Brassica napus (rape)
Lineage: Eukaryota; Viridiplantae; Streptophyta; Magnoliopsida; Brassicales; Brassicaceae
Product: metacaspase-8-like
Exons: 2
Coding region: 252-1316 (354 amino acids)
Biological process (GO): proteolysis
Molecular function (GO): cysteine-type endopeptidase activity
Source: RefSeq, a predicted model, not a curated record